CCAUUUCCCUAAACUUUACAUUUCCAGCAGCAGCAGCAGCAAGGGUUUAAAGAAGCGGAGGAAACCACCUCCUUCGAUCCGCACAAGGCCGCCAUGGUUUCUCACACCACGUGGUUGCGCUAUCUCGCCAGACGUUUUGAGUACUCACUCGCUCUCAGCUACAAGAGCUACGAACAUGGUAAAAUCACGAAUAGAGAAGUAGGAGACAAUUUUUGGAAAACUUUUUUCCAAGGAAAGUUGACAUUUUUGCAUUGGAACAAGGGAGAGGAAAUGGCUCCGACAAUAGCAGCGGAAGGGGGAACUCUUCUUGUCCGGAAACUACCAGCUGCAGAUCCCCAGCGUGUUUAUGUUGGGGAUGUGGUGGUGAUGAAGGACCCUGAAAAAUCAGACAAUUAUCUAGUAAGAAGAUUGGCUGCCAUUGAAGGCUAUGAAAUGGUUUCCAAAGAUGAAAAAGAUGAACCUUUUGUACUUGAAAAGGAUCAGUGCUGGGUGUUAGCUGACAAUGACAAGUUAAAGCCCAAGGAAGCUAAAGAUAGUCGAUUAUUCGGUCCUGUUUCCAUGGAUGACAUAAUCGGCAGAGUCUUGUAUUGCUUGAGAACAGCCGUCGAUCACGGUCCCAUUCAGAACAGUCAAUUCAGCAUGCAAAAGGACUUGCCCGUAUUGGAAGUGGAAUUGGAUGUUGACGAAAUGGCCAAAAACCACAAAGCUUAGAAAGUAUUUGCAACAAAGAAACUCCUUUCAAAUAUGUUUGUAUGUACUCUGUUUCCACCAGAUUUGAAUAUGUUCUUCUGAAGAACCAAGAGUCAAUAAUUAAAGUUCGGAUUUUUUUCUUUCAAUUCUUGUGAUCUUCAAGUCAAGAGAAACAUAUUUGGAGGCCUAAUGGUGUGUUCUUAUCGUGUUCUUUUAUACUUUCCAACUUCGGUCCAGUUUGCUGAUAAGGGUUUCGUUUGAGCAGUUGAUAAUCUCAUAAUCUUGCUUGGAUUUC
Helianthus annuus (common sunflower) is the source of this 985-nucleotide messenger RNA. RefSeq lists its product as uncharacterized. The coding region runs from base 94 to 711 and encodes 205 amino acids. The record is from RefSeq and is a predicted model, not a curated record. Gene Ontology annotation, molecular function: serine-type endopeptidase activity. NCBI's taxonomy places the organism in Eukaryota, Viridiplantae, Streptophyta, Magnoliopsida, Asterales, Asteraceae. The transcript has 5 exons.